GCGCAGCGACACGACGUGUGUAUGUGUCGAUGGGGGAGGGGAACCGCUCAGGGGAGGGGGCACAGAAAAAAAGGCUGGGAUGUGAAUUCUCGUAUGAGGCGAGGGGAAACAGGAAGAUCUCGGCUCGGCGGAGCGACGCGCAGCCUACUGUCGGCUUUUCAACUGGCGCCCUCAGCUCCACUCGCCGACUUUGGCAUGCGGUGAAAAUGCAUUGCCGUCGUCCCUCAGAGGAAAAAUACAAGAAGCAGCGACACCCCCUCCCUUUAAACAAAGGUCAAAGUUCACAGGAAGCUGGGGGGCUGCCAUUUUUCCCGUGCAAACAUUUUAGAUGCAAAAGAGCUGAAGAGUGGUGGUCGCCGUGCGUGUUUACUGUGUAGAUUUUUAAAGUUUUCUCCCCCACCCCCCUCCCGCUCGCAGACGCGCCCGUCUGUGGAUGAAGAGGACAUGGAGAGGGUAGCGGAGCAGCCGUGGAAUUCGUCCUACACCUACCAGGUGAGCAAGCACAGCGCCGAGAUGCUGCACAACCUCAACGCGCAGAGAAAAGAUGGAGGCCGCUUCUGCGACGUGGUGCUGCGCGUCGGCGAGGAGAGCUUCCCGGCGCACAGGGCGGUGCUGGCGGCCUGCAGCGAGUACUUCGAGUCUGUGUUCAGCUGCCAGGCGGAGGACGGCGAGACCAAGGAGCUGGAGAUGCACACCAUCAGCCCCAAAGUUUUUAAGGACAUCCUGGACUUCGCGUACACCUCUAGGAUCGUGGUGCGCCUGGAGUGCUUCCCCGAGCUGAUGACUGCCGCCAAGUUCCUGCUGAUGCGCUCGGUCAUCGAGAUUUGCCAGGAGGUGAUCAAGCAGUCCAACGUGCAGAUCCUGGUCCCGCCUACACGGGGGGACCUCAGCCUGUUUCGCACGGCGCCGGCCGCCGACCUGGGUUACCCCGUCCCCCUGGACAUGUCCAACGGCGCGGCACUUCUGGCCAACGGUUCCGCCUUCGGGAGCAACGGGCAGACCCACGACGUGGAUGGCGCCCAUGCCCCCGGGUCGGUGCUGUCUGGCGGUGGUUCCCAAUCCGCCCUGUCGGCGCUACACGCCGUCGACAGGCCGCCGGGGACGCAGGCGGAGCUGGCCGGGAACCCCUUUCAGGGUACCGUUAAGAGAGGCAGGGGGCGGCCGAAGAAGGUGCCGACCAUGGAGCCGGUGCUGUUCAACCACACCGCGCACAAGGAUCACAGCGUUUACCCCUGCGGUGUCUGCGGGAAGGUGUUCACCGAGGCAGUGCGCUUGCGGAACCACGAAGCGCAGCAUGCAGCGUCCAGCGCCGCCGGGAACGCGUCGGCGGCCGUGGGCGUGGGCGGCCCCGGGCUGCUGGCCCACCCCCAGGCUGGGCUGCUGGAGAACGGCGUGGUGCUGCACGUUGCCGCUGACGGCGGCCGCAAGCGGGAGCGGACGAGGCGCCACGUCGGCUGCGACAUCUGUGGGAAGGUGUUUCGGGACGUGUAUCACCUGAACCGCCACAAGCUGUCGCACUCCGGCGAGAAGCCGUACGCCUGUCCGGUGUGCGGGCUGCGCUUCAAGCGCAAGGACAGGAUGUCCUACCAUGUGCGCUCCCACGACGGCUCUGUGGGAAAGCCGUACGUCUGCCACAGCUGCGGGAAGGGCUUUUCCAGACCAGAUCAUCUGAACGGACACAUAAAACAGGUCCACACGUCAGAGAGACCCCACAAGUGCCAGAUAUGCAACGCCUCCUUUGCCACACGAGACCGGCUGCGGUCCCACCUGGCCUGUCACGAAGACAAGAUCCCCUGUCAGGUGUGUGGGAAGUUCCUGCGGGCUGCUUACAUGACGGACCACCUGAAAAAACACAGCGAGGGGCCUCACAACUACUGUGCCAUAUGCAACAAAGGUUUCUCCACUGCCUCCUACCUUAAGGUGCAUGUAAAAACGCACCACGGCACUCCUCUGCUCCCUGCUGCCACUGCGCACCCCUUCCCCGAGCCCCGCGAGUCUCAGACGCACAAUGGCACCCCCUACCACUCGGGACGCCCGUGCGCAGUGGAAGACCUGUGCACCAGUCGGAGGCUGCUGGUCGCAUUCCCCGAGGCGGAGGGCCGUUUCCGCGGGCUGGCUGGGCCCCCGGUGCUGCCCCCGCCCUGCCCCCCCAGUCUUAGCUUACAGCCCGAGCUCCUCCUGGGCAAGCCUGGGGGAGCUCCCUAUUUCUGGGAGUGCCGUGCUGCUGGGGCGCCAGGCUUUCCCCCGCAAGGGCCUCCUGCAGACGGGCAGGAAGAUGUCAGCAAGUGUCCUCACCAGGACUCCGGGAGCUCGGAUACUUCCUUUGGAGAGCUCUCCGACGUUGGGGAGCUUAAGUCUCAGCGUAAAGGGCCGGAUGCUGGGCUGAGCGGGUUCCCUUGCCCCGGGGGGGGCGCCGGAUCCACAGGCGGGGGCGGCAAAGCCAAAGCGGACUCUGAAAAGAAGCACCCGUGCAGCGACUGCGGCCAGGCCUUCCGCUCAAAGUCCUACCUCAACAAGCACCUGCAGCGGGUACACGGCGGAGCUCAGAAAGGGGUUUCGGGGGCGGGGGCCGCCCUCGGGGACCUGCCCCCCUCGCUGGGGUCUCCCUUCUCUCCUCAGCAGAACAUGUCCCUUCUGGAGUCAUUUGGCUUUCAGAUUGUACAAUCGGCCUUCGCCUCCUCCCUGGCUGAUACAGAAGCUGGUCAGAGCAGCAUGGGGAUGGGGGGCAAAUGAACUCGGAUCAGCCUGUACCACCCCCCCCCCCACCGCCGCAUGGGUUGGUGUCGGGAGUUGCAAGGGGCAGGCGGUACAGGAAUGAGGCUGAUUUUACCUGCCCAGAAUCUUUAUUUUGUUGGGUUUUAUAAGUGUGUGGAUCGCAAACUACCCACUUUUGGGCCAGUUUGUAUGAGAAGUGUACAUAAAUAUUCAUAUAUUGGCUUAUUAAUUUUGAACAGAUGGUAUCAUCUUUUUAACAAGCUCCCCCUUGAUACCACGAAGAUGUGAUUUUUAGUGACAUAACAGGUCCCCCCCCCCCCCCCCCC
Messenger RNA from Brienomyrus brachyistius, 3041 nucleotides. RefSeq names its product POZ/BTB and AT hook containing zinc finger 1 (gene patz1). The transcript is spliced from 6 exons. The coding region runs from base 445 to 2733 and encodes 762 amino acids. The record is from RefSeq and is a predicted model, not a curated record. Gene Ontology annotation, biological process: negative regulation of transcription by RNA polymerase II; regulation of immune system process; regulation of cytokine production. Lineage: Eukaryota; Metazoa; Chordata; Actinopteri; Osteoglossiformes; Mormyridae. Gene Ontology annotation, molecular function: protein binding.